AUGAAGGCGUCCAUGGAUGCCCGUUCCAAGCCUGACAGCUGGAGCUACUCAUCAAUGGUGACGCUGUAUUCAUCCACUGCCAAUGUCCUGGGUGCAGAGGGCAUACUGAAUGAAAUGGUGGAGGCCGGCUUCAAGCCAAAUAUCUUUGUCCUGACCUCACUCAUCCGAUGCUAUGGCAAGGUGGGGCGCACUGACGAUGUGGUCAGGUCAUUUGGCAUGCUCCAGGACCUCGGUAUCAUCCCCGAUGACAGAUUCUGUGGCUGCCUUCUCAGUGUGGCGGUGAACACACCAGCGGAAGAACUGGGCAAGGUGAUCAGCUGCAUUGAGACGAGCAAUGCCCAGCUUGGUGCCGUGGUAAAGCUCCUGUUGGACAGGAGCUCAUCCCCUGAAUCUUUCAGAGAAGCAGCCAGUGAACUGCUGGGCAGCUCCCGCGGCGUGGUGAAGAUGCCUUACUGCAACUGUCUGAUGGACUUAUGCGUGAACCUGAACCAGAUAGAUAAGGCCUGCGUGCUCCUGGACGCCGCACAGCAACUCGGCAUCUACACCAACAUCCAGACGAGGACCCAGACGCAGUGGUCGCUACACCUCAGGGGCCUCUCCGUUGGCGCGGCACUGACCACGUUGCACGUCUGGAUUAACGAUCUGUAUACGUCGCUGCAGAGCAGCGGUGAGGGGCUGCCGCCGCUGCUUGGAAUCCACACGGGGCAGGGGAAGAAUACGUACACGGACAGAGGGCUGGCUGUCAUGUUCGAGGCGCAUCUGAAGGAGCUUGACGCGCCGUUCCACGAGGCACCCGACAAGGCCGGCUGA
Molecule: messenger RNA, 810 nt
Organism: Miscanthus lutarioriparius
Lineage: Eukaryota; Viridiplantae; Streptophyta; Magnoliopsida; Poales; Poaceae
Source: the annotation of a GenBank genome assembly